Molecule: messenger RNA, 8915 nt
Organism: Limulus polyphemus (Atlantic horseshoe crab)
Lineage: Eukaryota; Metazoa; Arthropoda; Merostomata; Xiphosura; Limulidae
Product: ubiquitin-associated domain-containing protein 2-like
Exons: 10
Coding region: 194-1345 (383 amino acids)
Cellular component (GO): membrane
Molecular function (GO): serine-type endopeptidase activity; protein binding
Source: RefSeq, a predicted model, not a curated record
UUUGUAUUCAGUUUUCCUCUUUGUGUACUUUUGGUGAAAUUAAGCUAUUCUUGGUUUUGUGACAAGCAUUUGGGACCUUUCUGUUUGUAUUUUACGCAUCUCAUAUCUCAUAGGAAUAAACUAGUAUUUAGUAAUAUAACUUCUGACUUAAGUUUUUCAAGGCUUAAAAAAUAAAUAAAGAUAAGGAACCACUAUGGCAGCAAUCCUAUCUCAUUACAGUACUAUAGGAUUCUAUAAAGCACCAGUGUCAAAAGGACUAUUGGGCUGUAUGUUUAUAACCUCAUUGGCUCUGAAUGUUCCACUUUUAGCACAUAUAAAGCAAUUUGUUGUCUACAAUGUGUCUGAUAUCUUCGAUAAAUAUGAGGUAUGGCGUGUAAUUACUUCAAAGAUUUGUUUUCUUGAUACCAAAGAUCUUGUUUGUGGAUCUCUCUUGAUCUAUUAUUUCAGAAUUUUUGAACGACGGUAUGGUUCUCACAAGUUUUCAUCGUAUCUUCUUGCAACUUUCACUCUAGCAACAUUGUUGGAACUUGCCUCUGUAUUUAUUCUAAGGAAGCUUGAGUUUCAUGUUACUACAUUGCCUAGUGGGCCGUUUGGCCUUGUAUUUCCAUUAUUUGUCAAUUAUUAUACAGACUUUCCAAGAGUAGCACAUGUUUACAUUAUGGGGGUUCCAGUCACAGGCAAGACAAUGUCAUACCUUUUAGGUUUACAGGUACUGGCUAACAAUACAGAAGUUUCAAUGAUGCGGCACAUGUGCUCUCAUCUUGCAGGUCUGAUCUGUCGUUGGAAUUUGCUACGCAUCACAGACUUUAUUUAUGUGCCCAAAUUUUUAGCUCACUUUGCUAAAAUAACUCUAGGUUGGCUGCUGAAAUCUGCACCGCCACAGGAAGGAGUUAUUCCUAUGGGAGCAACUCUUGACAUUCAACGACAACAGCAGCUAGAGCUACUUGAACAACAGAGAAUUUUAAGUAGAGCAAGAGAGAUAAGAGAAAAUGGACAGAUUCAGGCUCGACAACAAAUGGCUCAAGGCUAUGCUGAAAGACUUGUGCCAGCAUCAACACAAGACAGCAGGCUUUUUCCUUCUUCAAGCUCUAGGGAAGUAUGGGAGAAUGUGUUUAACCUCAGAAGAAGAAGAAUUGGUGCAGAACAUGAAAAUCAAUGGAAUAUGGCAGGAAGUUCUUUAGAAUCUCAUGGAACAAUACAACCCAAUGAUGUCACACCUGUUGUAGAAGAAAAGGUUCAGAAGCUGGUAGAAAUGGGAUUUGAAAGACAAAGUGCUGUCAGAGCACUAGAGACAUCAAAUAAUGAUCUCAAUGCAGCUACAACAAUUUUGCUAAAUGAGACAUGAGAAUUUUGAUCUUUUUUUUGGAAGUGAUGUGAACAAAUUGUACAAAAAGUGAUUAGAAAUUAGCUUAAAUAUGAAAAAUGAAAUGAAGAAAAGAGAUGAAGUACAGUAGACUUUGAUUUUAUGUUGAUAGGUUGUACAGAUGUUAAGGUAAGGAGUGGAAUAUUCUUCUUACUGCAAAUAACAAAUAAACUUGACAUAACAUACUGGAAACCUACCUUGUUAAAUUAUUUGAGUUGUUUUUAGAUACUGUUAGCAUGUACUUAAAUUCUCUGUGCUUACUCUGAUGUUUGGGAUGCAUGUUAUUGUUCUUUGAUUAUUCAGACCCUACUUUAGGUAUUUCAUAGAAUACCUUGCCAGCUUGUUGCAUUUUAAAUAGUGAAAUCACCGUUUCAUAUCUUUCAUAGUUGUUGAAAAUUAGAUAAAAACUUCUGGAAAAGAAAAUAUUUUUUAUGCUUAGUUUGUUCUAUAAUCAUAUGCAUUGAAUAGAAUUAAAUUAUUGUGUAUAAUGUUCACAUUUUAUGACAGUCUGCUUGUCAUUUGCUGAAGUUCUUAUUCUAAAGAAAACCUUAAAUAAUUAAAUAUUCAAUGCCAUCUGAAGUUUUGCUUGCACAUGUCUGUUAUUCAUGUAGUGAGUAUUAGUUCUAAUAAUUAUUUGAGAAUAUCAACUGGGUAUACGCUUAAUUGAUAUCUUCCAAAAAGAUGUGUUACUAUAUAAGUUUCAGUGAUAUCACAAAAGAAGGAUAACUUGUAUCAUGCAAGUUCAGCAGAUACUUUUCUUUGUCUUAAUCAGCCACUGGGUUUUUCAUGCACCAGUUAAGUAGGUAUAAAGAUAAAUUGUCUUAAUCAUCAUUGUUGUAUUGCCUUUCUUUUGUUAUUAUUUCAGAUACAUUGCAAUUAAAAUAUACCACUGAUGCAUUACUAUAAGGCAAGUCAACUUGAAAUUGAAGAGUAUUGAUUGUUGUCCUAUUUUGAUAUACUUUAGAUGCAUAUACAAGUAGAGAGAAUCAGAAUAUACUAUUGCUAAUACUGCAGAAGAAAAAGGAUGGAAGUAAAAAGUGUUGAACUCUGAUAUGGUGUCACAGUACUAAAAUAGUUUUUGCAUUUAAAAUGUAGUCUUAACAUUACUUUUUCUAAUAUCAGGUCUGUAUAGUCCUUCCAAUGUCAUGUGUGCCUGCUAAAAGAUAGGAUAACAUCUCUAAUAUCAGGUCUGUAUCUGUUGGGUUACAGUAUAGUCCUUUCAAUGUCAGGUGUGCCUGCUAAAAGAUGGGAUAACAUCUCUAAUAUCAGGUCUGUAUCUGUCAAGUUAUAGUAUGAUCCAUCCAAUAUGUCGGGUCUGUCUGCUAAAAGAUGGGAUAACUCUUUUAAUAUCAAGUCUGUAUCAGUUGAGUUAUGGUACAAUAUGAGUCUUAUGGUAGGUUAUUUCCUGCUGAGAGAUGGGAUAGUCUUUCCCUGUUGUCGAUUGAGUUAUGCUACAGCAUUUAUUUUAUGUUAGGUCAGUGUCUGCUAAGAGAUAGGAUAGUUAGAUAUGAAGUCUGUGUUUUAUUUAUAAUACAGUCUGCCUCUUACAGUAGGUCAAUGUCUACUAAAAGUUAAACUUCUGAGACAGUAACUCACCUUUUAACACAGAAAAGCUAUCUUCCUCACACAUCUGCCUAAGAGAUUUGCAUGCCACUAGCCUUGAGGCAACUCCCACCUAAUUUCCUGUGUCUCAUUGUUAACUGCUCUAGUGCAUGAUGAUGUCAUCAUGUGAUAAAAGCCCUCCACCAAUAGGAAGGCAACACAAACUUCAUACACAGUAACUCCCCCAUUGCACUGCACUUGUGAUAACUUCAUUCUUCUCCUUGGCAUUUUAUUGAACAGACAUGUUUAAAUUUCUCGUCUGAGUGCAAGUUAUUGAAAUUUACAUUGUCAAUGAAACUUUGUCCUGUGUGAGUGACGUUAUUCACACAUGGGCCUUAUAUUUUCUAUUGCUUCUGGAGGCUCUUUAACUGUUAGGGAUGUUGCAGCCAUUAUUCAACAUGUAGUGGAUUACCACAUGCUUAAUGGACCUCCAAUUCCUGUCUCAUUGGCCGAAAUUAUUUCUCUUCAGUUGGUAAUGAUCUAUUGCACUGCGAUUUGUUUUGGGUAGUGCCUUAUUAUUUGAGAAACAAACGUAACCUUCCUAUGUUAUUCUGGAUUUCAUUCUCAAGUAUGUUUCUUUCCUUAUCUUUUUCAUGUGUCUUUUUUUAUUUCUCUUUUUUUAUUCACCAAGGUAUUUUUCCUCACUUUUCUUCUAUUUGCUCCUCUUUCCAUUUCCUUAUCCCUUCUCUCCGACCCCAUCUAUAGUCUUUUUUUCACCCGGUCUGAUGUUGUCCAUGAUCAAAGUGUAAGACACCUUUCUACACAUCCCUCUUAACUUAUUCUUCUUAUGUUUUCUAUAUUCCUUCCAUUGGAUUCACAUCUUCCAUUUCCUUGCUCUUCCCUUCAAAAUGGUGUCGGCAUCUUUUGUAUUCAUUUGUAUCGUGAGGGUCUUUUCUCGCCAUAUUCAAGGCCUUGGCAUUCCUUUUCUGGUACAAUUGGCUUCUUUUGGCCCAUACUUUGAUGGUAUCCUCAUUCAUACACCGCUUUAUUUUAACAGGAGGCUACUUAGUUGGGGUGGCUUGUCAUGAAAUCUAUGUUCUUUCUCUCACACUCAGUAUUUGGUACUUCUGGAUGCUUUCUUCAUCUCUGUAGAUGAUCACUUGCUCAUGAUACACUCCUACAAUUCCAUAGUUGUUUCUUACAUCGAGCAUGUUUCAUGAUGCUGUGUUUUUGGACUUUGAACCUACUCUCUUAAGCCCAUUCACAUUUGGUUCAUCUUGUUCCCUGUCAUUUGCCAGAGCUAAGAACUUGGUGGCAGAUCACUUCUCUCAGCCUGUCUACAUUCUAUUAGUGAAGUGAUCUGUAUACCCCCAGGUCAUUCAUUUGGUUUGCUUCCUCUCUUCUAGUUCCCUGUGCUUCAUCCUUCAUCUCUGGCUGUCGAUGCCCUGAGGAGGGCCUGGUCUCACUUCUUUAUAUAUAUCUAACCUUCUCUUUGUCUCCUCUCUUGGGUCCUCGUCUUGAUACACGAUACUUCUAUUGUUGGCACCUCUAUGGCCAGUUGAGCUUUGGUUUCCACCCUCCUUUCUCUGCCCAAUAUCCUCUCUAUUACUUUGAGGUCACAUAUUAAUUUUCCAUCAAGGGAUAUCAUCCCUUCAUCUUUAAAUAUAGGAUUCAUCCAGUCCUUUGCCCAUCAUUUUCACAUUCUUCUUGUCGCAUUCCUGUCACCCUUCUGCUAUGUCUGUCAAUGGCAGUGGUGGGUCUUUUGUCAUUGGUCCAUUUGCCACUCUUUUUCCUCCAUGUUAUCCUUCUCUGAACCAUCUUUCUGUCAUUUUACGUGGCCUUUGCUGGUUGUCGGGUAGCCUUGUACAUUGCAUUUUGCUUUUUUUUUUGGUACCACAUGGUGUUUCCUCCCUUAUCCUCUCCUCUUUUUUUCCACUCCCUCGUUCUUCUCCACUCUCCUCAUCUGACUCCCUUGCUUUAUUGAGACCUUAAUGUAGUUUUGCACUCUCUCACGCAUACAGUUCGAGCUGUUGGCUUCUUCCUCUUUGUUCUGUCUUUCUGUCCAGACUUAUUCCCCUUCUUUUCACCUGCGAUUGCUGUCGUUCAGAGCUUCUUCCACUGCAUUUAUAUACUCCUCUCUCAGGACCAAUCUUUCUUUCCUAAAACAUUUAUCACUCUGGAAGAUAACUGUACUUUUUCUCCUAUUUUCUUUCCUUCUGUCUCUCGCCUAUAUGAUCCUUUGGAUCCGGAUUGGCUUCUAUGACCUUUUCACGGCUGAGGGUACAACUACAAGAUCAAGAAUAUCUUGUAAGCCAUUUGUAUGGAUGUGUUAUUACAUCUGUAUUGAUUGUCACUAGGUUAUUUUCUAGGAAUUGAUGUAGUAUUCUGCCAUUAGGGUUAGUUAUUUUACAAUUAAAGUCUGUGUGCUUGAAAUUUAAAUCAUCUACUAUAAUUGUUUUGUGGUAUAGAUUGAAUAAGACUUGUAAGAAGUCAGUGUCAGGUUGGGUGGCAGGUGAGACAUAAAGAGUUAUGAAGGUGAUUAUGGGUUAUUGGGAGAGGGGGUGAAUCUGAAAGAUGUAGAUCCAUGUAGACUUAAUUUGUGGUAAGGUUAAUUUGAUGUUAUUUUGGUACCAAAGAGCAGUGCCUUGAUUAUGUGGUGAUUUGUGUUUCUGAAUUAUUUUGUAUUUAGGUGAGCUAAAGUUGCUAUUUUCAUUAAUGUAGCAUCUCUUUUAUGCUUAUAAUAUCAAUAUUAAUAGAUUUGCAUAACUGUAGCAAUUCAAACCUUUUAUAGUAUCAACCGCCUCGAAACAUACCAUUUAAACCAAAAAAUUGUACUUACCUGUUGAAAUGUUGACCAUCACAGUGUUUAUUAAGGAGUUUCAGUAGCAGGAUAGGGUUGGAAGUCUCAGGAGACUCGAAAUAGAAACCAGCUGCAGCACAGGUCUGUGUCACGACAUAGAUGUAUCAUCAGGCUAGGAUUCUCCCUGCAUAUCCAGAUGGCAUUGCUGAUGAAGGUAGAAAGUCUGGUGUACAAUACUGGGAGAUCUAUUUUCUGUUGGGUUUGAGGAAGAGGUGCUUGGGCAGCUUUGGCAUAGGUCUUUUUCAGUGUUGUGUAGGGGGCUGAAGGCUUCUGAAUAGCUUGAUGGCUGUUUGCUGAGGUGGCAGCAUUUCCAAGCUGAAGAGUCCUACAAGUGGUAGUGGCAGCUCUUGGUGCUAGGUUGGAGGCUUGCCAUCUGAAUUAGUAAGAGAUGGCAUGGGGAUCCUUUGCAGUUGGCACAUUUGGGUAUUUCCUGGGCAUUGGGGCACUCCGAGACAGGGUGUAUCUCUCCACAGCAUACACGUCUGGUAGCAGCAGUACAGACAGUCUUCAAAUGGCUGAAACGUUGGCAGUGGAAACACUGCACUGUCUUAGGGGGUGGUGGUCUUGGUGGCUUCUACAGAGUGGUGUAAAUACCAGAAGGUAAUGCCAUCUCAGAUUAAGAUGUCUGCUAUCUUCAAGUCCUUGACUGUGAUGUGGAUCAGAGGUGUGAUGUGACUGGCCCUGGCUGAUUUGAUGCAUUCAAUCUUGGUAGUGCUAAUUCCCUGGGUAGUGAGUUCCUCUCUUGGGAGUGAUUCAAUAGUAAUGUGAAUGGAACCAUAACAACACUGAAGGUGUUGUCUGUUUCAGGAUUGUGGAGUAACCUUGAGGGUGUGCACAACAAUGCCAUCCUUGGGUAGGUAGCUGAUGUUGGUAAAUGGAAUUAUAGGGAAUAGGUGGUGAAGUUCCUUGGCUUUGUCUGAUUGCCAGAAAGUACUCGAGACUCCUUCAAUGAUAAUGGCAGGAGAUUACUGAGGAGCUUUCAUGCCAGUAGCAGUAUUAUUAGUCUGAGGGCUAGGAGGUGAUGGAAACUUCUUUUUUCCUGAUGGUUGUUUUCUUCUUGACUGUCUUUGGUGAAUUCUGUGGCAUGGAAUCCAAAGAAUUGGUGGAAGGAUCAUUAGUGACAAUUAACAAGUCUUGGUUGCAACUGGAGCAGUCAUCCUGGGUGUCUUCAAUUAUGGCAAAAUGGGUCGAGGACAACAAUGGCUCGACAGUGGAUCUGGAGACCAUAGUCCUGGCUUGGGUUGACAUUCUAGAAAAAAAUGCUUUAGAGGAGACAUGAAAAGGGCUGUUAACAAUAAAGAAGACUAGUCUACUAAACAGGCAAAUAGAAACCCCAAUGUAGUUGUAAUGGUGUACUGUUAGCACUAACAAAUUUUAGGUAUUUUUUAAACGGUCAACCUGGCUGGGGUAUUCAAUAUUUAUGGAACACUGGUGAAAAACAUGUCCAAUCUAGUUAAAAUUCAGAAAUAUUUGGCUCAUGCUUGCUGGCUUUUAAAAAUAUGGAUUUGCAGUCACCCAUUGCACUGUCUCUAGUAAAAGAUAUUUCCAGCUGGAGGUUUGAUGUGGAUCUGGGCACUUCUCUGGGUGUCCUCAAUACAAAUUCUCAACCCUCAAUUAAGUGGAGCACAGGAGACCCUUGCCACUGAGGUGGUGGAUGAUGGAGAUUCCUCACCAAUUGGGCUUAGUGCAAUAUGGUGAGAGGUUGGGUAGUGAUGACACUGUUAUUGUAGUGCAAGUCAUCCCUCUAAAACCAUAACUAAUACUACUUGUGCCCUCCUCCUGCUGCCAGAACCUGUUCAAUUGAGUAGAGGUGAACACCCAAUUUAUGGAAAACAUGAUACACAACUAAUGUGUCCCCCUCUGUUCAGUAGAGUUGAGGUGAGCACACACUAUAGGAAACCAUACUGCAUAACUAAAGUGCCUUCCUUCUGAAGAUGGAGUCUGUUCAGUAGAGUUGAGGUGAACACACAAGAUACAGUCUGAACAUGCCCCAAACAUACUACACAUAUUAGCUCUCUAACUGCUUAUGUACAAGUACUAGGAUGGUCUUAUUCUCAUUCUGCCUGUUCGUGUGACACAUGGGGCAUAUUUUCCAUUUAUAUUCUGAGUGAAGAGUAUAUCCAAAUCAAGAGAAAAUUCAGUCUCCCAGGGCUGUGCCCCUAUGGAGCCCCUGCCAUCAGGUGUCAGAUUCUAUGAGCUUCCCUUCAGGUGCUUUUGUAAGGGAACUCAUCUUCGUAAAAUUUUGCACCAGCUCCUCCAUCAUUUCAACAUGGGAUUCUAACUUUUCUGUGUUUAGAGGUGAGUUAAUAUUUCAGAAGUUAGCAUUUUCCUAAUCUGAAAAUGUAUACCUGAUAGAUACUUCUACACAAAUCCCCACUCUUCUCUGUGCUCUUGGUGCUCAUAUUUGUCUUGCCUCACCAAAAAAUGAAAUUAUCAUGAAUACAAGUGCAUAGGGGGAGUUACUGUGCAUGGGAGUUGUGUGGUGGAGGGCUUUUCUUGCAUGGUGAUGUCAUCAUGCACCAGUACAGUUCACGUUAAAAUACGAGACUUGGGCAAGAGUUAUCUCAAGGCUUGUGGCAUGUAAUUCUCUUAAGCAGACAUGCGAAGAAGAAAGCUGUCCUGUGUGUGUAUUGUAAAUACACUUUCAGAUUAGGAAAAUGUUAACAUCUUCUUCUAGUGCUGCUGAAUAUGACAAUGUAUUUGUGAUUGUCUAGUGGUAGUAUUUUUUGCAUAUAUAGUGCUAAGUAAUUUCUAUUUCUUACUUUUGAGCAAAAAUAUUUGCAUAAAUUUUAAUAGAAUUGUAUGUGAAUCUUCUGAACAUUUGUUGUUUUUUUAAUAUAAUUCAUGAAAUUAUAAUCUACAAGCUAUUUCCUGAAAGAGCCUUAGAAAUGAGGUUUAUUAAACCCCCUUAUUAAAAGUAGACAAAUACUUCCGUUUGAUACUUUAUGUGUCACUCCUGAAUAAUAAUUUGGUUGUCAUCUUGACAAAUGAUCCUAGGAGUGAAGAACUGGUAGAAUGAGGUAAUUUUUACUUUUUCCCAUGAAUUAUAUAUUGAAGCUGUAUUGAUGUACAUUAAGGGUGAGAUACUGACUUAAAAUGUCAGUAUGUAACACAUUUUAAGGUUAUAAAAUAAAAAGACAAUUAAUUAUU